This is a messenger RNA of Parnassius apollo (apollo), 1455 nucleotides long. NCBI's taxonomy places the organism in Eukaryota, Metazoa, Arthropoda, Insecta, Lepidoptera, Papilionidae. The record is from the annotation of a GenBank genome assembly.
AUGUUUUCUAAAUUGCUGGCUGUAUGUUUUGUGCUAUGGUUUAUUUACGAUCAAUGGAAAUCCAGAAGGAUAUUGAAACUGUCCCGGCAGUUAAGAAAUAAGUAUAAAGCUUUCCCGAUUGUCGGACAUGCUUACUUGUUAAUCGGUUCUGAUACAGAACGUAUGAGCUCAUUUAAGGCUUUAGGAAACGAAGCGAUAUUAAAUGGAGGCAUAACAGGGGCUUGGUUGGGCCGUCAUUUCUACAUUGUUGUAUCAGAUGCAACCGCUGCCGAGAUAAUCUUAAAGACUUGCUUGGACAAACCUGAAAUUAUGGACAUAAUGCGUAAUUUUACUGGCAAUGGAACUGUCUUUGCACCCAUAAGUAUUUGGCGACCCCGGCGUAAGAUCCUUGCUCCGAGUUUCUCUACAAGAAAUCUGCGACAAUUUGUUGAAGUUUUUGCCAAACAGAGCAAUCGCCUUAUAGAGAAUCUAAAACCAGUAGUGGGCAGAGGCACAAUUUCUAUUUCAAAAUAUAUAACUACCUUUACCAUGGAGUCAGUAUGUGAGACUGUAUUAGGAGUGGAAAUGCAAAAAAGAUCAAAAAACGCUAUUUACAAACUAACACCUACUUACACUACGUACUAUAAGCAUAUAAAGACCGUUCGGGAUAUCGUCGAUCGGGUCAUUGAAUCUAAACAUAAAUUUGUUAAGAAAAUGAACGACAUGUCACAAAAUAAUGGUAUGGUCGGUGCGACGAGAGAAUACCCGAAAACGUUUCUAGAGAUACUUAUGGACUCAUCUUAUGAAAUUAGUAGACUCACAGACGUGGAGUUAAGAGAAGAAGUAUUAGUUCUUGCAUUAGCGGGCACUGAUACUUCAGCAGUUGGAGCUUCGUUUGUAUUGUGCAUGCUUUCACGCUAUCCUGAUAUUCAGGAUAAAGUUUAUAACGAGUUAUUUGCAAUCUUCGGGGAUAGCGACAGACCCGUUCUGGCAGAUGACCUUCCGAAACUCAAAUACUUGGAAGCUGUUAUUAAGGAGACGUUGAGGCUUUAUCCACCAGUACCUCAUAUUAUCAGAAAGGUUGACAAAGAUUUAACGCUGCCGUCCGGCAUCACAUUGCCUGCAAAUACUGGGGUCUUCGUAAGUAUAUGGUCGAUACACCGUAACCCUAAGUACUGGGGUCUCGAUGCCGAAAAGUUUGACCCUAACCGUUUCCUGAAUGGCCAUAAGCACCACCCUCAUGCUUUUAUGCCUUUCAGCAAUGGUCCACGAAACUGUGUUGGCUAUCAGUACGCGAUGAUGUCGAUGAAGACGGUGUUAGCUACGUUGCUGAGAAACUAUAAGUUCCUUCCAAAGGCGAUGUCUUGUGAAGCUGAUUUGCAGACACCGUUAACUGUCAAGUGUGACAUCAUGUUACGGGAUUCGGACGGAUUUCAGUUACAGUUGGAAACAAGAAAUAAAUUUAUCCCUAUGUAG